This is a messenger RNA of Macrosiphum euphorbiae (potato aphid), 474 nucleotides long. The record is from the annotation of a GenBank genome assembly. Lineage: Eukaryota; Metazoa; Arthropoda; Insecta; Hemiptera; Aphididae.
AUGAUGAUGCCGUAUCAGGAAGGAGGUGUCCCAUAUGAGUCGACUAGUAAACAAAUAGUGCGAGUGGUUGGCGAAAAUGAAAACAUACCGGCUAAAAGUAUGAAAAUGAUAAAGGUAAAUGCAGGUGACCAUGAUGUAGAGGUAAUGCUCAUCAACGAAGAAGAUACUGCGAUAAGGCUGAACAGGGAUCAAUCGGUAGGAGUUAUCCGAGGUGGCCGGAAGUCUACUGAAAACAACCACGAUGUAAAGACACCCAUAACUGCGGAGAUGGUUAAGUAUGGUUCGACACUUUCCAGUGACGAAGUAGACAGAUUAGUGCAAUUAUUAAAUCAAUACCGUGAGUGUUUCGCAUUUAAUUUAAAUGAGCUCGGGUGUACCGAUGUUCUUGCGAUGGAUAUUGUGGAUGAUGGAAAACCAGUGAUGAGCAACCAUACCGAGCCAGCGCAUCUGAACGAGAAACAAUCAGUCGCAUAG